AUGAUCUAAAUUGAAAGUAGUUAUGCUAAUAUUAAUAACUUUACUUCAACGCUUAAUAACAUGAAUAUAGUUUUUUAAUCAUCAUAAUAAAUAGCUAUAAAGGAUAGUACAUUUUAAAAUAACACAGCUUUAGAAGGAGGAGCUCUUUAUUUCUAAAAUAUUCAAUAAAAUAUAGAGCUAAAGAAUUGCAUUUUUAUAAAUAAUAUCGCUUAUGCAAAUGGAGGAGCAAUUGUCUUUGAUACAAUAAAAAAUAUAUUUUUAGACUAAACUACAAAUAUAAAGUAAAAUACUGCAUUGAUUGGAGGAGGAAUAAGAAUAAAAGGAGUUGAAUAAUUUGUAUUUUUAAAUAAAGGAUAAAUUGUCCAAAAUAAAGCUGAAAUAUACGGAGACAAUAUUGCCACCUAUCCAAGUUAGGUUUCAAUUUAAUCGUUUUCUUAAUAAAAAGACUCAUUUACAUUUAAAAGUAAUAUUCCUCUUGGAAAGGUUUGGAUUAAUAACUUCUAAAGUGGAGGCUCUUUAGAAUUUGAUAUAUUUUUUAUGGAUGAAAAUGGAAAACAUAUAAAUUUUUCUUCAAAUUCUUUAAAAUAAGGAGUUUAUCCUAAAAUAAUUUAAAAUGAAAUUUAGUACUGGAAUGCUCAUUUAAUAGUAUUUAAUUCAAGCUUAGUCUAGCUUGUUGGAGAAUCAAGUAGUGAAAUAUUAUGCAAACAAUGUCCUUAAGAGGCAGAAAUAUGUGAAUUCGAUCAUUUUAUAUUGAAAUAAGGUUAUUGGAGAUCAUCUAAUUUGUCAGAUUAAAUUUUUGAAUGCACAAAAUAUUAAGAAUCUUGUAAUGAAUUAAAAUCUGAUACCUAAUUCGGCUGCAUCGAAGGAUAUGUUGGCCCUUUGUGUGAGUAAUGUGAUUAUUCAGGUAUGAUAUGGCCUAAUAGAUAUAGUGAAAACAGUUCUAAAAGCAAUUGCUAAAAGUGUAGCGCGACAUCAAACUAAAUAGCUUUUUUAAUCAUAUCUACUUCCAUCAUUAUCGUCUAUCUUUUCUUCUAAUUAUGUCAGACUGAUGAACUUGGUUCCUAUUUCAGUGAGUUAGUACAAGUUUAUAAAUACUUUUUAUGUUAAGUGUUUGAUGAAUUACCUUCAAAUUCAGUUAAUUUUGAUAGGAUAAAUUGA
Tetrahymena thermophila SB210 is the source of this 1158-nucleotide messenger RNA. RefSeq names its product transmembrane protein. The record is from RefSeq and is a predicted model, not a curated record. Lineage: Eukaryota; Ciliophora; Oligohymenophorea; Hymenostomatida; Tetrahymenidae. The transcript has 3 exons.